Messenger RNA from Haliotis rufescens (red abalone), 558 nucleotides. RefSeq lists its product as uncharacterized. NCBI's taxonomy places the organism in Eukaryota, Metazoa, Mollusca, Gastropoda, Lepetellida, Haliotidae. The coding region runs from base 56 to 442 and encodes 128 amino acids. The record is from RefSeq and is a predicted model, not a curated record. The transcript has 3 exons.
GAGGGGAUACGGUUGUGUGUUUCACCUUCUCUCUGGAGUGUUAGAUACAGGCAGCAUGGGCAAUAUUGUUUUAUGCUGGUCAGGAUUCAAAUAUCAAAAAAUAUCCAAGACAGACAACCCCAUAACCUGCCAUGAUAACCCACAGCUGGCACAGAGAGGGCCAACACACUGGAACCAAGCAUAUGCUGUGAAUGAAGAGAUGUUGGAUACCCCUGUAUCUGACAGAGAUCUCAGUCUUGUUGCAAGUCACAUCGGGAUCGGGUUCGAGAUUGUCGGCAUCGAACUUGGACUUACUCUUGUGGUUAUCGAACGAGUUACGUUUCCAUACCCAUACUCACUAUAUAUGCAAGUUGUACACAUGCUUACCAAAUGGAAGCGGAAGAACUGCGAAGGCAUGUACCUGCAUGUGCGUAUCACAUUCAGAGGAAACUCCCGCUUUUAAAUAUCGAGUCGCGAUACUUGGUUCACUGACGCUUCUGUACAUAAUUGUGUAUCCUCACUUAUCUGAAUAAUGUCCUGUUUCCUUAAGUUGCACACUGAACACUCUUCAGUGUUAAC